This is a messenger RNA of Mytilinidion resinicola, 1017 nucleotides long. RefSeq lists its product as uncharacterized. Lineage: Eukaryota; Fungi; Ascomycota; Dothideomycetes; Mytilinidiales; Mytilinidiaceae. The coding region runs from base 120 to 617 and encodes 165 amino acids. The record is from RefSeq and is a predicted model, not a curated record. The transcript has 3 exons.
CACUGCUGCCUCAUUGAACCCCACUACACCACACUCCUGCAUUACUACGCACCGUUGAGCUAUCUCUGAGGCUCUUUAAAGACAGCACUACACUUCGUCUACACGUACACAUAGACACGAUGUCAGACGCAGACGGCGACUCCCAGAUGCACAGUUCCCCCGAAGUCGACGUCGACGAUGACGAGAUGUUCCCCGACGAAGCAGACGGGCCCAGCACGCCCACAAGACCCACGUCCGGUUCCCAACUCCCAGCCUCCGAGCUGUCCCCGCCGAACUCGCAGGGCCCAUCGAACCUAGGCGGCCGGGAGGACCUGCUCUCCACCUUCAACCACAGCCCCUCGACUCUGAACGAGAACGGGAAGCGUGUGCUGAACGCGACACCAGCCUCUGGAAUGCCCAAGUUUGCGGCGACGGGAUCGGGGGAGCAUCAGCACAAGCCCUCGGGCUAUACGUGGGACAAGGCUGAGGACGAGCCGGGCUACGCGUGGCUGAACAAGAGGGCGAUGGAGGAAUACUAUCGUGCCUCGGAGCAGAUAGUAGACAAGAAUGCGAUGAUUAGGAACAAGUACGGCGAUCCACUCGACACGAAGAGCUCGGCGAGAAAGGGAGGAUCAUAGUCUAUUCUCAUCUAUGCUGGAGCUCGAUUUCUUGAAGGCGUUUAGGCGGCAUUGGGGGUCUGAGCAACCAAGGGGGGUUUAUACGAUUCCACGAUCAGAGUUCUAUCUGACAUUUGCGAAUGCGUUGAUCUCAGAACUCUUAGCAUGGAUGUGGACUGUAGGUGCGAGGUUCUGGCUGGGAGUCCGGAGAAGAAUAGUCUUGGUCAAGCGCUGAUAUGGCUGUGCUCCGUCCACACUCGCUAGCCUCAAAAUGACGAAUAUUCGGGCUGAUUGUUCUGUGCUAUUAUCUACAAAUAUAAAUGCUCAACUUCUUGUCAUCCGAUUAAGUAUUUAAAGUGAGAUAUUCAAGACUUGCGCAUUCGCAAACAUCACGGUGUAGAGACAAGUUUAUGAAGAGGUA